Messenger RNA from Talaromyces amestolkiae, 1653 nucleotides. RefSeq lists its product as uncharacterized. The record is from RefSeq and is a predicted model, not a curated record. Lineage: Eukaryota; Fungi; Ascomycota; Eurotiomycetes; Eurotiales; Trichocomaceae. The transcript is spliced from 7 exons. Bases 1 to 1653 code for a protein of 550 amino acids.
AUGCCUCUCUUCCACCGCGACACCUCCUCAACCGCUUCAUCCUCCGACUAUCCCCGUCACUCUCGCCACGACGUAUCCCCCGUCGAAUCCACCGAGUCGCGUCGUACCGGCCUCUUCGGCUCACGACGCCACUCAACCUCUCCCUCCACACAUUCCACCACCACCACCAAAUCACACGGCGGUAGCGGUUUUCUUCACCGCAACCGCGAAGACCCUUCCAUUUCUGUAGCGCGUGAACAAGUCGUCCUCGCCGAAACCGCCGAACGAGAAGCCGACCGCGCGCUUGUGGCUGCGAGACAGGCCGUAAGAGAGGCAAGGGAGCAUGUGAGGAGACUAGAAGCAGAAGCCAAAGAGGAGGCACGCCUUGCAAAGAUCAAACAGGAUCAGGCGAGAAGUAUUUCGAAGAGGGCUAAGCCUUUGGGAAUCCUGAAUGCAACUCAAUGCCUUGAAGUCUUGGCUAACGGAUCACAGGGGAGGCCAAUCAUGGCGAAACGGAACCUGAAAGGGGGAAGGGGCGCCAAAGCAAAGGACGCCACUUCACGAGAAGGGACCCCGACACCACAAGCCAAGCGUGCAUUGUCUGAUGGAGCGGCGUCACCUGAGCUGCGCUCUGUUUUCAUGACGGAAAUGCGAAUUUCGCUCACUCUCCGAAAUUUCAAUGCUUUCUCGCUGAAAUCCGGUCCCCAAAUUGAAGAUGAAUCUUAUGGUACUGAUAGCGAGUCGAACGUCUCUCCUGAACCGAAACGCCAGAUUCAUACCUCCGAAAAGGCCUACAACGCCGCUGCCGCUUUCGUCGCUUCUUUAUCGAAGACGGAGUUCAUCCCCCAAUUACGGAACGAACUUCGUGUUGUUGUAUCCAAGUGGAUGGUAAAGCAACUCGUUAGUCUGGACAUCAGAUCUACGACAAACUCUGCGGCAAAGUUCCACGUCGUGGAAGAAAGCAAUAUAGGGAUUGUGACACAACUCGCCACCACAUUCCCAUUCAUAGUAUUGUAUCCGGAGCCUGCUUUGACUCAGAACGACAUAGUCGAGCGACAGAAAGAUGUAGGAGAGCGUAAGCAGAUCAUUGAAGUAUUGCCUAAGCAUGAGAAGGAAUGCUGGAAGCUAGAAUGGAUAUUGCCUAAGCAUGAGAAGGAAUGCUGGAAGCUAGAAUGGAUCCGCAAACACAUCAACGCCAACAAUCGCCAAAGCAAAUGCUUCCAUGGGCCAAUAAAGCUUCUCUUCAUCGCAGAAAACAUUGCUACAGCGUCCACGCUUCACCUAUGGAUUGAGCAUCACUACCCUAAGAAGAACUCGCAGUACAUCAAUGGCCUUACAAGUCUGGCUAAGAAACUAGAGAUAAUCCGAAAUCUCCAAAGCGACUACCUCCCGCGCAACCGCAAUAUCAACGACAAGCUUAUCUCCCGUUUAGUGGAGCAAUUCGAAGUGCGUGUUCGUCGAUUUACAUUUAUGGAUCGCCUCGUGGUCAUCGCUACCUGGGAGACCUUCGAAGUCUUGAUCAAGGCUGCCAAACCCGCUGUUGCUCCCAAAGCCAUAGAUUUUGCUGUCAGAACUGAUCCUGUUUCUCAUCGGGAGGAGGACUACGGGAUUUAUCAUAGCUCGACUGAUGUCAACAUUCCGCGGAUUAGAUUGGUCUUCGCCGCCGCGAUAUAG